Equus quagga is the source of this 2636-nucleotide messenger RNA. RefSeq names its product connector enhancer of kinase suppressor of Ras 1 (gene CNKSR1). The transcript has 21 exons. Gene Ontology annotation, molecular function: protein binding. Bases 65 to 2224 code for a protein of 719 amino acids. The record is from RefSeq and is a predicted model, not a curated record. Lineage: Eukaryota; Metazoa; Chordata; Mammalia; Perissodactyla; Equidae.
GGGAGCGGAAAUUCCUGCGCUGGCGGAAGGAGCGGGCGUCGAUCCAAGCGGGCCGAUCUCGGCUAUGGAGCCUGUAGCGACCUGGACCCCUGGAAAGGUGGCAGCUUGGCUGAGAGGCCUUGAUGAUUCCCUGCAGGACUAUUACUUUGAAGACUGGGAGCUGCCUGGCAAGUACCUGCUCCAGCUCUGUCCCCGCAGCCUUGAGGCUCUAACUGUGUGGCCUCUGGGCCACCAGGAGCUCAUCCUGGAAGGGGUGGAGCAGCUCCGGGCACUGAGCUCCGGCCUACAGACAGAGAACCUGCAGAGCCUGACAGAGGGGCUGCUGGAGGGGACCCAUGCCUUCCGGAGCUUAGUCCAAGGCCACCUGGGGGGCUGUGCCGAGCCCCCUGCCGAUGUCCUCAGUGCAGCUGUGGACCUGGUACAUGAGGCGCGUACCCUCCUCUUCUGGCUCAACAGGUACCUCUUCUCCCACUUAAAUGACUUCUCGGCCUGCCAGGAGAUUGGGCAGUUGUGCGGGGAGCUGGGCCAGGCCUUGCAGGAGGACUGUGCAGCGGCUGAGAAGGAGAGCAAAGUCCUGAGGAUUUGCAGCCAUGUGGCUGGAAUCUGCCACAACAUCCUGAGCUACAGCCCCAAGGAGCUGCUGGAGCAGAGGGCCGUGCUAGAGCGAGUACAGCUGGACAAUCCUUUGGACCUGGAAAUCCACACCACCACCAACUGCCUGCACUUUGUGUCUCAAGUGGGCACUCAGGUCCCCACCGACUCCCAGCUGCAGAUCCUGCCUGGAGACGAGAUUGUCCAGAUCAAUGAGCAGGUGGUGGUGGGGUGGCCCCAUAAGAAUGUGGUGAGAGAGCUACUGCAGAAGUCGGCUGGAGUCACCUUAGUGCUGAAGAAGGUCCCCGUGCCGGAGACCCCCCCACAGACCUCUCCUCAAGCCCUGGGCUCCCCACAGCUGAGGAUCUCAUCGCUGGCUCUGGCCCCACUGUCUCCUAGGACCCCGUCCGAAGACGUCUUUGCCUUCAACUUGACCUCAGAUCCAAGUCCUGGACCCAGCCCUGCCUGGACAGGCAGUUUCCAAGCCCCACCAGACUCUUCCUCCCUUGACUCUGAGCCCCUGCUCAUCCCCCCUGCAUCCCCAGCCACACUCCUAGCAGGGGUUGCAGAGACUCCGAAGCCCCCAGAAGACCCUGACGAGAGUCCUGUCCCUGGUCAGAAGAAAUCAAAAGGUGUGGCGACGCGGCUGAGCCGCCGGCGGGUGUCAUGCUGGGAGCUGGGCCAGCCAGACUGCGACGGCUGGCUCCUGCUGCGCAAGGUACCCGGCGGCUUCAUGGGCCCACGCUGGCGCCGCUGCUGGUUUGUGCUUAAGGGACACAAGCUCUACUGGUACCGACAGCCCCAGGAUGAGAAGGCUGAGGGCCUCAUCAACGUCUCCAACUACAGUCUGGAAAGUGGACAGGAUCAGAAGAAGAAAUAUGUGUUCCAGCUCACCCAUGACGUGUACAAACCCUUCAUCUUCGCUGCUGAUACCCUGGCAGAUCUGAGCAUGUGGGUACGCCAUCUCAUUACCUGCAUUUCCAAGUACCAGUCUCCAGGCCGGGCCCCCCUACCCCAAGAGGAAGACUGCUACAGUGAGACAGAAGCAGAAGACCCUGACGACGAGGCUGGGUCCCGCUCAGCCUCGCCCAGCCUGGCCCACACUUGCAGUCCACUCCAUGGAGACACAUCACCUGCAGCCGCCCCCACGCGGGGCAGCCCACGGACCUCCCUUGGCUCCCUGACAGACAGCAGUGAAGGGGCACUGGAAGGAAUGGUACGGGGGCUGAGGCAGGGUGGCGUGUCCCUCCUGGGCCGGCUACAGCCCCUCACUCAUGAACAAUGGCGGAGCUCUUUCAUGCGGCGCAACCGAGACCCCCAGCUCAAUGAGCGAGUACACCGGGUGCGGGCGCUCCAGAGCACACUCAAGGCAAAGCUGCAGGAGCUGCAGGCCCUGGAGGAAGUGCUAGGCGACCCCGAGCUGACUGGAGAGAAGUUCCGACAGUGGAAGGAACAGAACCAGGAGCUCUACUCAGAGGGCCUGGAGGGAGUGGUGCAGGCUGAGGGCAGCUCCCCAGUCCUGACCUCUGACUCCAGAGAACAGUCUUCCCACCCCCUGCCCUCUGACCCUGAGGAGCACUCCCAUCUCUGCCCCCUGACCCCAGAGAGCAACCUCCAACCUCCUGACCUCUGACCCUGGCCAGUACCCUAGCUCUUGACCUCUGGUCUUGAGGACCACCUCAGUCCCCAGCCUCUGACAUGUCUAGGGCAGAGCAUCCCUGGAUUCUGCUCAAGGUUGAAAUAGUGCUAGUCCAUGUCACCCCAAGCUGAUCCCCUCUGCCCGCGCUGCCACCAUUUCUGCUCCUCUCUCCCUGGAGUGGGGCGAAGUGAAGUGAGCUUUGUGCCACCCUUUCCUCCCUCGCCAAGGAAGGAGCAGGAGGCUGGGCUGAAAGAAACUCUCUCCCACCCCAUCCUCUGACCCAUGGGAGCACAGACCUGCCGCCCUCAGUCCCUUGGCACUUCUCCCUUCCCCAAACCAGUCUGUACAGGCAUUCUUCACUUUACACAAGAGACACUUUUCAACCAAAUAAAGUCAGUUUCUCUAA